Paramisgurnus dabryanus is the source of this 2395-nucleotide messenger RNA. It is a transcript of the gene bmi1a, whose product is annotated as bmi1 polycomb ring finger oncogene 1a. Gene Ontology annotation, biological process: negative regulation of transcription by RNA polymerase II. The record is from RefSeq and is a predicted model, not a curated record. NCBI's taxonomy places the organism in Eukaryota, Metazoa, Chordata, Actinopteri, Cypriniformes, Cobitidae. Gene Ontology annotation, molecular function: promoter-specific chromatin binding. Gene Ontology annotation, cellular component: PRC1 complex.
ACACGUAUGUAGCUAUAUAUCAACUAUCAGGCUACUGGGUCUCUGUUAACAGACUACACAAGCCCUGAGAUCAGCUGACACGCUCAUGUGACUGAGGCUCAAAAUGGAGUUGUCGGAAUCAGUAACGAAGGGGCUUCAAACCCUGGCCGAUCCAGUUCUGUUUGACCCGAAAUCUUUUACGAUAUUCACAGAGAUCGCAUUCGAUAGUCUGGUCGCAUCUGGAGUCGAAACAGUUCUGGGUCACCCAGAAUUGAAGCACAUCGAUCCUACUACCCUAAAGCACUGCCAUACUGCCGCAACGACCUUCAUUCUGGAAGGAGUUAAACAAAAUGCGGAUAAGUCAACAAUUAGCUCUUGCCUUGAAGAUGUCCGGUUCCCCAGUGAAAGAGUGGAGGUAUUUUAUACCACAUACCAGAAAAACAAAAGAAGUUUGGAAUCUUUGCUGUCGAGACGAACGGCGAUUCAUCAGAAAUCAAUUUUUGUUGCACCAUGGAACAACUUCAGGCUAUUCCAUCCCAUGACAAUGCAUCGUACUACAAGGAUCAAGAUUACAGAGCUCAAUCCCCAUUUGAUGUGUGUCUUAUGUGGUGGAUAUUUCAUAGAUGCAACCACAAUUAUUGAAUGCCUGCACUCAUUUUGCAAAAUGUGCAUUGUUCGCUACUUGGAAACCAGUAAAUACUGUCCAAUAUGUGAUGUUCAGGUCCAUAAAACAAAGCCACUUCUCAAUAUAAGAUCUGACAAAACUCUACAGGACAUUGUAUACAAGUUGGUCCCUGGUCUUUUCAAAAAUGAGAUGAAGCGUCGGAGAGAUUUUUAUGCUGAACACCCUUCAGUUGAUGCUGCAAAUGGAUCCAAUGAAGAUCGAGGGGAAGUUGCCGAUGAGGAUAAAAGAAUCAUCACAGAUGAUGAGAUUAUCAGUCUGUCAAUUGAGUUUUUUGAUCAAAGAACACAGCACCAAGGCGGCACAGAUGAGAGACAAAAAGAAGAGGUUAAUCAUAAAAGAUACUUGCAGUGCCCUGCUGCCAUGACUGUGAUGCAUUUGAGAAAAUUUCUGAGAAGCAAAAUGGAUAUACCGCCUACCUUUCAGGUUGAAGUUAUGUAUGAGGAUGAGCCUUUGAAGGAUUAUUACACGUUAAUGGACAUUGCCUACAUCUACACAUGGAGAAGAAACGGACCGCUGCCUCUAAAAUAUCGCGUGCGGCCCAGCUGUAAGAAGAUGAAGAUCAGCCACCCGCAAGAUGGCGUAAACAGUACAAUCCGCUCAGAAAGCGACUCCGCCAGCGAUAAGGCCAGCAGCCCCGCUGGAGUUCCGUCCACAUCUUCACCACUACCCAGUCCAAGUACACUGGUGCAGCCUUCACAAGCUCAUUUUGCCCAUAUGCCCAAUCCUGUUAACGGUUCCACGAUGACAAGUCCGAACCGACAGUUCAGUUUUGGCAACAAAGUGCGAAAGACAGCGCUUAACGGAUCUUCCACAUCGUCGGGAUGAUAAGGGACUACACGUUGAAGCCAACGCCAGAUAAAACCCAGCUAUUCCCAUGCCAACGUAGUGUCGUUUAGGUUCUUUUCUUUUAUCAUUAUUAUCACUAUAUUAAACAUGUAACCUUUAACGUACUGAACGUGACGCACUUCAUUCAAUGCAUUGCUGGAGUUUAUACGAUUGUGAAGACCAUAUAAGGAGUUGCAAAGGUUGUGGCCUUUUUUUUAGAAAAGCCACGAAAAAGUUUUGCAGACAUGACUGAAUUACAACUUUUAUAUACUUUUACUUUAGGCUGACAUUUCUGAAACAAAUGAGACGUUGUGUGUUGCUUGUAUUUUACGUGUGUACUAUACGUUCUUUGAAGCAUAAAAACAUGUACUUUUGAUUUUUAGUUCGCCUUUCUUGGGUAGUUGCUAAACAUUCCUGGUAUAGUCAGCUGGCUUUUAAGAAUGUAUCAAAGAAAAAAUGUAUAUGUACAAAUUUAAAGGACAAAAAACUGUAUUAGGCCCAGGUGUUCUGCGGGAGAAAGAAAAGAAGUGUUUCAGUUGUUUUGGGCGCAAAAAAAUAUUAUUUGAAGUUUUUGGAAAUUUGUAAUUUAGUUUUUGCAGUUAAGUGAAUUGCUUCAAUGUGCAAGUUUGCCAUGGUUAUUUUUACAGACGAAACGGUUGGUUUGAAGUUCAUUUUCUUGGUCGGUAUAGCACGCACAUACAGCUUUAAAAUUUUAGAGCUUUUCAGGCUAGGUCAUAUACACAUUCUCCAAAAAAAAAGACGAAAAUCGCCCCACUUUUCAUUCUGGACAACAUUUUGAUGUCGUCAGUGUUCAUUUGUCUUAUUGGUCGAUUGUAGACUUUUGACAGCUAUUGUAUUGUGACUGUUGCACAGUAUAAACAUCUAAAUAAAACAUUUUACACUUUC